AUGGGCCUCUCGCGCAAACACAUAAUCGAGGGAAUGGCAUGCUCUCUUCGCCGCUUGGAUCUCCAAUAUGUAGACAUCGUGUACGCGCACCGUCCAGAUCCACAUACACCAAUAGAAGAAAUAGUUCGCGGAUUCAACCACCUCAUUUGUACGGGACAGGCCUUCUACUGGGGUACUUCAGAAUGGAGCGCGCAAGAGAUUACAGAUGCAUGGCACGUCGCAGACAGGCUGGGGCUCGUUGGGCCUGCUGCUGAACAGCCCGAGUACAACCUUUUGACCCGCGCGCGGUUAGAGGUGGAAUACGCUCGGCUUUACGAGACACGUGGACAAGGCAUGACGGUCUUCUCGCCGCUAAAGCAGGGAAUCCUGAAAGGCAAGUAUAACGAUGUACAGGUGCCGCCAGCGGGAAGUCGGUUGGUAGAGUCGCAGUCCGCAGUUGUCAGGGAGCUUAGACAGAGCUUCAGCGAUGAGACGUGGGGGAGGGAGUUGGGUCGAGUUGCGGCGUUGAAAGAAAUUGCCGAGGAAUUGCAGGUCCCGACGGCGAGGCUGGCAUUAGCAUGGAUCUUGGUGAAUCCGCGAGUCUCCUGUAUGAUCACUGGCGCGUCUUGUAUUGAUCAGGCCAGGCAAAAUGUGCGAGCUUUGGAGGUGGUGCCGAGGUGGACUCCGGAUAUUCUAGGGAAGAUUGAAUGUGCGGUCAGAAAUAAGCCGGUGGAGGAGCCAAUGAUAAUUUAG
Molecule: messenger RNA, 732 nt
Organism: Penicillium samsonianum
Lineage: Eukaryota; Fungi; Ascomycota; Eurotiomycetes; Eurotiales; Aspergillaceae
Exons: 1
Coding region: 1-732 (243 amino acids)
Source: RefSeq, a predicted model, not a curated record